AUGGCUUUCACUCCCAUGUACUGGUUAUAUAGCAUCUUCCAGUGGAUUAUCGAUAAGAUCUUUAGCCCACAUCCGCCAGCACCCGGAGCUCGAUUGUCGCGCCCGAAGAUAGCUGUGAUCGGUGCUGGACUUACAGGUGUCUCGGCGGCCAGCCACUGCGUCGGCCAUGGUUUUGACGUGACAUUGUUCGAGGCGGGAGGACCGGACCAUGUCGGUGGUAUCUGGACGGAUGUGAACAACACUUCCGGGCUGCAAAUAUCCAGUAUCAUGUACAGGUUCCAUCCAUCGAUUAAAUGGUCUGAAGGUUACCCAAAGCAGAACCAGAUCGUGGGCCAGAUCCAACAGCUGUGGCAUCGGUAUGGUCUCGACGAAAAGACCGUCUUCAACACUCGGGUCGAAAAGGUCUACAAAGACAAGCAAGGACGGUGGAUCAUCAAUGAUCCCUCACAGGGCCGCUUCGAUGGGGUCAUCGCCGCUGUCGGCACUUGUGGAGCCCCAAAGAUGCCUCAUUUGCCUGGUCAGGAGAACUUCAAAGGCGAUGUCUACCAUUCCUCGCAACUUGACGGCAAGGACGCUAAAGGGAAAAAUGUCUUGAUCAUCGGUGGUGGAGCGAGUGCUGUCGAGGCCCUGGAAUGGGCUGUCGGCACCGGAGCCGCGCAGAUUAAGGUGUUAUCAAGAAGCGACAAGUGGAUCAUCCCGAGAAACGCCGUUGUUGACGGUCUCCUAGCUUUCAACAUCUUUGGGCAGGAGACUCUGUUCUCAUGGAUCCCGGAAACUAUCCUUCGUCUCUUCUUCUACCGCGAUCUGAAAGACCUCGCGCCGCCGGAUAAAGGUCUCUUCACCGAAACGCCAAUGGUCAACUCGGAGAUCUUCAACCAAAUCCGAGCAGGAAAGGCCCAGUGGCUCCGUGGUGAUAUCGAAGAAGUCAAAGAGAACGGCAUCUGGUUCAAUCAGCGUGCCCAGGGAGUGCCAAAAGGUGGUAUUGGCCAACAGAAGCUUGUCGAAGGUGACAUUAUCCUCAUGGCAACUGGCUACAAACGACCGACCUUGAACUUCCUGCCAGAAGAGGUGUUCAAAGAGCCUUAUGGUCCACCAAGGUGGUAUCUGCAAGUCUUCCCUCCGGCGCACCCCAGCAUCUGCGCCAACAACUGCACCUAUGUGAACGCUAUCGGCACAGUCGGUAACUACCACAUCGGCAUUUACACGCGGAUGUUGCUCAUGUUCCUCGUGGACCCGCUAACGACGCCUCGAACCUGGUGGAUGAAGCGAUGGGUUGAUAUGACGUCCACCAUCAAGUCCCUGGCCCCGACUAAGGCUUUUGACUUUUUUACCUACUCUGAGCUCAUCUACUGGUUUGUGUUCGUUACACUCAUCAAUCCUUUCAGGUGGAAGUGGGGUCUUUUCGUUCUCUUUGGCAUCGGCAAGGGACUGCCUGCAAGCAUCGUGGCCCAGGAGGACAAACUGAGGAACGGGCGGAGGAAGGCGAGCCAUAUGGACUAG
Molecule: messenger RNA, 1500 nt
Organism: Cyphellophora europaea CBS 101466
Lineage: Eukaryota; Fungi; Ascomycota; Eurotiomycetes; Chaetothyriales; Cyphellophoraceae
Exons: 2
Coding region: 1-1500 (499 amino acids)
Molecular function (GO): NADP binding; flavin adenine dinucleotide binding; N,N-dimethylaniline monooxygenase activity
Source: RefSeq, a predicted model, not a curated record